AUGAUCUUGGGCAAAAGAGGUUCAAAUUUGCAGAUGAAUGUUGCUGGUUGCCCGUACAAACCUGUCGACCUCAUCCUUCUCGAUCUCAAAGUCAACAAAAUCAAACAAAGAGGUCAAGUAUUUCACGUCAGCCUUAACGCCAAAGUCAACGUUCACAAAGAGAAUGCUCAACUUACUGUCAUCGAUCUUAACAUCGACUUAACCCUUCCUGACGCGAAACUAGACGGUCGUUGCCCAGAAUCCGGUGAAGAAAUCAUCGUGGCUUGCUCUCGCCAAAUCCGGUAUCCAAUCGCGAAAAUCAACCAAGGUAUUCGUAGAUUCGAUGAUAGGGAGGCUCUUUAUGUUGAUUUGGACGGCUAA
Oldenlandia corymbosa var. corymbosa is the source of this 360-nucleotide messenger RNA. The record is from the annotation of a GenBank genome assembly. NCBI's taxonomy places the organism in Eukaryota, Viridiplantae, Streptophyta, Magnoliopsida, Gentianales, Rubiaceae.